Molecule: messenger RNA, 327 nt
Organism: Rosa chinensis
Lineage: Eukaryota; Viridiplantae; Streptophyta; Magnoliopsida; Rosales; Rosaceae
Exons: 2
Coding region: 1-327 (108 amino acids)
Source: RefSeq, a predicted model, not a curated record
AUGGAUUCAGAGCCUUUCGAGAGAGAAAAGAAUGUGACUUUUCUGGGGAUGAUGUACCAGCUCCUCCCACACCAAUCCGAAAAAGCUUCAUCAUCUUCUUCUUCUUCUUCCUUUGAAGGUCCUCGUUCUACUGAGGGCCUCUCUGCCGCUUUGUCUGAUCAGUCUCGUAUUAUAGUCGCCAGACCUGUUAGAGGAGUGGUGUCCCUGUGGACAUGCUCAAAGUUCUGUGCAAUUGCCUUUGUUGCUGGGAUCAUUGUUGGCUAUACCCUGAAGCGACGCGUUAAACGCUGGGCUAACAAGCUUCUCAAGAGGAUCAAAGACGAUUGA